This is a messenger RNA of Neurospora tetraspora, 2864 nucleotides long. Its product is annotated as exocyst complex component Sec6-domain-containing protein. The transcript has a single exon. Gene Ontology annotation, cellular component: exocyst. Gene Ontology annotation, molecular function: SNARE binding. The record is from RefSeq and is a predicted model, not a curated record. Bases 382 to 2646 code for a protein of 754 amino acids. NCBI's taxonomy places the organism in Eukaryota, Fungi, Ascomycota, Sordariomycetes, Sordariales, Sordariaceae. Gene Ontology annotation, biological process: exocyst localization; exocytosis.
GUCAGGGUCCGCUAGGGUACCUGCGACGCCGCCGGUUCCCCCCAAAGAUCACACACAACGUCAACCGCCAUUCCAUUCCACCUGCCAGGAGCAGGAGCCGCAACGAAACACAACACCAACGCUACCUAUACUACUACCAAACACUACGACGGACACACCGAGCAGCCGAGAGAGCAACAUCCACAUCUUCUUAACACUUGCGACGGGAACCAUACUGAACACAUUGCGCGACAUGGUAUGAGGUGAAGCGAACAUGCAGACUUACCGUCCAGGCAACACGCUACACGGAUCACGGAAGACGACGUCAAGGAGAAGCACAACAUAUCUAACAACCAACUUUCCACCACCACGCGGAUAAUACACAUACACACACACACGAAGAUGGAUUUACCGCCCGUCAACCUCGCCGAGCUGCUCCGGCACCCCGAUGAUCUCGACAAGAUCACCACCCUCAAGGCCGAGUUCAUGAGGAAGAAGGCAGCCGUCGACUCCCAACUUCGCAGCGGCUUGCGGGAGCAGCUCGAGACGACACAGGCCGGUAUGAACGGCCUAUCCGAGGGACAAAAGACGGUGCAGCAGAUCAAGGAGGAGAUGAUGAAAAUCGACAAGAUAUGUUCCGAGUCGCAAGACAUGAUCACCGACUUUGCAACCAUCAACCUGGUGUCCCAAGCCCACCGCAACUUUGGCGCCGUCGAGACUAUGCGCCGCAACCUCGAAACUUUCAGCGAGCGCCUAGAUACCAUCGACAGGAUGUUGAACGAGGACGACGAGGACCCCGAGAACAUGCCCAACUUGCUGGCUAUUCACUACGAGUUGACGCAGCUCCGUAAUAUCCGAGACGAUGCUAUCGAACAAAUACAGAGAGGCGACGACCCGGGCCUGCAGUCUACACUGGAGGAUUACUUUUCCCGUCUGGAUAAAUACAUCGAGUGGUUUGAUGUGAAUAUCACCCUCGUGGCCAUGAGUUUGAUCAACCUGGUUAUUGCGGACAACAACAGUUUGGUGGUGCGUUUUGCACUGAUAAUAGAGGCCGAGGAGAAGAGUGACCAGAGGGUUUUGGCUUUGCAAGAAGCGCUGAAGGAUCACAAGGAGAUGGCCACACGCUUCCAGAGCAUAACCGAUGGCGCCAAGACGGUCAGGGGUUAUAAGGACAAGUUUUUGAAGGCUAUCAAGACCUUUGCUGAGGAUCAGUUCAAGGAGAGCAAGGAGAAGUUCUUGGGCGAUCCGGAUAUGCUCGAUAAGUCUUUGAAAUGGUACUUCAACGACCUGAACGCCGUCAAGAUCGGCAUGACUCCUCUGAUGCCCAAGAAGUGGAAGAUAUUCAAGACAUGGGCUACCAUCUAUCACGGCCUGAUGCACGACUACCUCAUUCGGCUAAUCGACGACCCAGAGACCAGUUCAGCGCAUACCCUGGCCAUUAUCAGCUGGCCUGAGGCCUACUAUCGCAAGAUGACCAAAUUGGGAAUGAAGCAGGACGAACUAACACCACAUGUGAUCGACAACCGCGAGGCCGAACUAGUGCGCGACUUCCGCGCCCUCAUUAUCAAGUUCCUCGACGAAUGGAUCGACCGUAUCUACAAGCAAGAGGUCAAAGACUUUACCGACCGCAAUGUCGAGGGCGGCAACCUCGACCAGGACGAGUAUGGAUACUUCCGCACCAAGAACUUGGUCGACCUCUGGCGCAUGCUCCGCGAGCAAGUCGAUGCCGCGGGCAACUCGAAGCGUGCCGAUGUCGUCGAAGGUGUCAUCGACGCCAUGUUCCAGCGCCUACGUACCCGCCAGCAAUCCUGGCAAAAGAUGCUCGAGGACGAAGCCGCGCGGUACGAGCUGCAACCCCCACAAGGCCAACCGGAGCUGGACGGCUUCCAGCCGCUGCAGGACUGGCUCGUGGCGACAGCCAACGACCAAAUCGCCUGCAUCGACGACAACGAGGACGAAGGCCGAAUGGCGUACCUCUCCGACUUCCGGCGUAAGUUCAGCCCGCUCGUGUCGCCACAGUACAUGGACCGUGCCGAGACGGAGAUCGCGGCGCUGCGCGACGGCUACGUCGACCUGAGCACGUGGUGCAUGACCAAGUUCGCGCAGCUCGUGUUCGCGGUCGACUUCCGCACCGUCAUGCCCGACUUCUUCACGCCGCGGUGGUACACGACCAACGCCAUGGCGCGCAUGAUCGCCACGUUCGAGGAGUACGUGUCCGACUACAAGAUGGUGCUGCACCACUCGCUCGUCGACAUCUUCAUCGAAAUCUUUGCCGAGGAGCUGCUCAUCCGCUACCUGUCGUCGGUGCGCAACAAGGGCGCCAAGUUCCGCAGGCAGGAUAACUUCCAGGACAAGAUCUUUGACGAUCUCUCGACCGCCUUUGACUUCUUCAAUAACCUGCCCAACCCGGAUGUGGGCAACGCCAUCAAGGAGACGUGGCGCGUGUCGGAGCCGUUCUUGCAGUUGUUGACGGUCGAUAGGGAGGCGGUGCCGGACGCGUUUGCAGAGUUCAAGAGCCAGUAUUGGGACUUGCAGAUCAGCUGGGUCGAAGCGGUGUUGAGGUCCAGAGAUGACUUUGAGAGAAGCAUGUUGAAUGCGGUCAAGGCUAGGGCCGCCCAGAUGGACGUUGUCAGAGGACCGGAAACUAUCAUGAGCAAGGUCAAAUAAGGGGACUGGCUAGUGAAUAUUCCCAGUUGAAAGUAAUCAAGUUUAAUGAUGGGAGAUUCUUGGGGUUGGGCUGAAGUGGAAAGGGAAGGGAGUUGGAAGCCCUAUGCAUAUAAUGAUACCAGCUUUUGUAAGCUACAGCGAAGACAUUUUGGGAGUAAAUAAGAGAACUGAACACCGAUCUAAUGGUGAUUGUGAUCACUCGUGUGGGCAUACUCGUC